This is a messenger RNA of Chinchilla lanigera (long-tailed chinchilla), 4000 nucleotides long. RefSeq names its product actinin, alpha 4 (gene Actn4). The record is from RefSeq and is a predicted model, not a curated record. The transcript has 22 exons. Gene Ontology annotation, biological process: actin cytoskeleton organization; muscle cell development. Lineage: Eukaryota; Metazoa; Chordata; Mammalia; Rodentia; Chinchillidae. Gene Ontology annotation, cellular component: Z disc; cortical actin cytoskeleton; plasma membrane. Gene Ontology annotation, molecular function: actin filament binding; calcium ion binding. The coding region runs from base 125 to 2926 and encodes 933 amino acids.
GCAGUGCGCAAGCGCAGAGGAGGGCGGGCUGAAGCAGCUAAAGCGGCGGCGGCGGAGGCUCCGGCAUAGGGGCGGGAGCUGAGGCGGGAGCGGACGGGCUGGUGGUCGAGCGAGAGGCGGCGGAAUGGUGGACUACCACGCGGCGAACCAGUCGUACCAGUACGGCCCCAGCAGCGCGGGCAAUGGCGCUGGCGGUGGGGGUGGCAUGGGCGACUACAUGGCCCAGGAGGACGACUGGGACCGGGACCUGCUGUUGGACCCGGCCUGGGAGAAGCAGCAGCGCAAGACCUUCACAGCCUGGUGCAAUUCCCACCUGCGCAAGGCAGGCACACAGAUAGAGAACAUCGACGAGGACUUCAGAGACGGGCUCAAGCUCAUGCUUCUCCUGGAAGUCAUUUCAGGGGAGAGGUUACCUAAGCCAGAGCGGGGGAAGAUGAGAGUGCACAAAAUCAACAAUGUGAACAAAGCCCUGGACUUCAUCGCCAGCAAAGGAGUCAAGCUGGUCUCCAUUGGGGCAGAAGAGAUAGUGGACGGCAACGCAAAGAUGACCCUGGGAAUGAUCUGGACCAUUAUCCUGAGGUUUGCCAUCCAGGACAUCUCUGUGGAAGAAACUUCUGCCAAGGAAGGGCUCCUUCUCUGGUGCCAGAGAAAGACUGCCCCAUAUAAGAAUGUCAACGUGCAGAAUUUCCACAUCAGCUGGAAGGACGGUCUUGCCUUCAAUGCCCUCAUCCACCGGCACAGACCAGAGCUGAUUGAGUAUGACAAACUGAGAAAGGAUGACCCAGUCACCAAUCUGAACAACGCCUUUGAAGUGGCUGAGAAAUACCUCGACAUCCCCAAGAUGUUGGAUGCAGAAGAUAUUGUGGGCACUCUGAGGCCAGAUGAGAAGGCCAUCAUGACUUACGUGUCCUGCUUCUACCACGCUUUCUCGGGGGCCCAGAAGGCUGAGACUGCUGCCAACCGGAUCUGCAAGGUGCUGGCUGUCAACCAGGAGAAUGAACACCUGAUGGAAGAUUAUGAGCGGCUGGCCAGCGACCUCCUGGAGUGGAUCCGCCGCACCAUCCCCUGGCUGGAGGACCGUGUGCCCCAAAGAACCAUCCAGGAGAUGCAGCAGAAGCUGGAGGACUUCCGUGACUACCGGCGUGUGCACAAGCCACCCAAGGUGCAAGAGAAGUGCCAGCUGGAGAUCAACUUCAACACACUACAGACCAAGCUGCGCCUCAGCAAUCGGCCAGCCUUCAUGCCCUCUGAGGGCAGAAUGGUCUCGGACAUCAACAAUGGCUGGCAGCACCUGGAGCAGGCCGAGAAGGGCUACGAGGAGUGGCUGCUGAAUGAGAUACGCAGGCUGGAGCGGCUCGACCACCUGGCAGAGAAGUUCCGGCAGAAGGCUUCCAUCCAUGAGGCCUGGACUGACGGGAAAGAAGCCAUGCUGAAGCACCGGGACUAUGAAACAGCCACCCUGUCGGACAUCAAGGCUCUUAUCCGCAAGCAUGAGGCCUUCGAGAGUGACCUGGCUGCGCACCAGGACCGUGUGGAGCAGAUUGCGGCCAUUGCCCAGGAGCUUAACGAGCUGGAUUACUACGACUCUCACAAUGUCAACACCCGGUGCCAGAAGAUCUGUGACCAGUGGGACACCCUGGGCAAUCUGACCCACAGUCGCAGGGAAGCCCUGGAGAAAACAGAGAAGCAGCUGGAGACCAUCGACCAGCUGCACCUGGAGUACGCCAAGCGGGCCGCCCCUUUCAACAACUGGAUGGAGAGCGCCAUGGAGGACCUCCAGGACAUGUUCAUUGUGCACACCAUCGAGGAGAUCGAGGGCCUGAUCUCAGCACACGACCAGUUCAAGUCGACCCUGCCGGAUGCUGACAGGGAGCGCGAGGCCAUCCUGGCCAUCCACAAAGAGGCCCAAAGGAUCGCUGAGAGCAACCACAUCAAGCUGUCAGGCAGCAACCCCUACACCACCGUCACCCCCCAGAUCAUCAACUCCAAGUGGGAGAAGGUGCAGCAGCUGGUGCCAAAGCGGGACCACGCGCUCAUGGAGGAGCAGAGCAAGCAGCAGUCCAAUGAGCACCUCCGCCGCCAGUUCGCCAGCCAGGCCAACGUGGUGGGGCCCUGGAUCCAGACCAAGAUGGAGGAGAUAGGGCGCAUCUCCAUCGAGAUGAACGGGACCCUGGAGGACCAGCUGAACCACCUGAAGCAGUACGAGCGCAGCAUUGUGGACUACAAGCCCAACCUGGACCUGCUGGAGCAGCAGCACCAGCUCAUCCAGGAGGCCCUCAUCUUCGACAACAAGCACACCAACUACACCAUGGAGCACAUCCGCGUGGGCUGGGAGCAGCUGCUCACCACCAUCGCCCGCACCAUCAAUGAAGUCGAGAACCAGAUCCUCACCCGAGACGCCAAGGGCAUCAGCCAGGAGCAGAUGCAAGAGUUCCGGGCAUCCUUCAACCACUUCGACAAGGAUCAUGGCGGGGCCCUGGGGCCCGAGGAGUUCAAGGCCUGCCUCAUCAGCCUGGGCUACGACGUGGAAAACGACCGGCAGAAGCAGACAGGCAGCAUGGACUCCGAUGACUUCAGGGCUCUGCUUAUCUCCACAGGAUACAGCCUGGGCGACGCCGAGUUCAACCGCAUCAUGAGUGUGGUUGACCCCAACCACAGUGGCCUCGUGACCUUCCAAGCCUUCAUCGACUUCAUGUCGAGGGAGACCACUGACACAGACACAGCCGACCAGGUCAUCGCCUCCUUCAAGGUGCUGGCCGGGGACAAGAACUUCAUCACGGCUGAGGAGCUGCGGAGAGAGCUGCCCCCCGACCAGGCGGAGUACUGCAUCGCCCGCAUGGCGCCCUACCAGGGCCCCGAUGCCGUGCCCGGCGCCCUGGACUACAAGUCCUUCUCCACGGCACUCUAUGGCGAGAGCGACCUGUGAGGCCCCCCCACCACCGCACCACACCCUCCUCGAGGCCUCCCGGAGGGGCCCGGCUCCCUGUUCCCCUGACUCUGUAUCUAUGCAAAGCACUCUCUGUCGGGCCUUUGGGGGUGGGAGGGUGGGCAGGGAGGGGCUGGGGCAGGCUCUCUCCUCUCUCUUGUUGGUUGGCCAGGAGGUCCCUGCAUCAGGUAGGAGAAGGGAGACUUUUGGGGUUCAUGCCCCUGGUCUGGUAAAUAUAUAUGAUGUGUUAUUGUGGUUGUUUUUUUUUUUUUACCUAUGUGGAGACAGCGGAUCCCCAUAGGAAGGCAGUCCCCUCUGUGCCCUGGGGAUGCCCCUCCACCCGGGUCCUUCCCUUUGCCCUUGAGGUCCCUUCCAGGCCUCCCACAUCCAGGCCAAAGCCCCAUGUGCCUUGUCCAGGAACCACCCUGCCCUGCGAGGGGUCCAGCAGAGGGCGCCAGAGCUACCCACUGGGCCAACCCGCUCCCUUCCCCCGCCUCCCUGGCGGUGGCAUCUGUGAGUGCCAGGAGCUGAGGUGCACCACCCAGCACCCCCAGUGCCGCAGAGGAGGUGUGCAGGCAGGUUGGGCCCUCGCCCCAGGCAGCCCUGGCCUUGCUUUGUUUGGACUUGCCGUCUCAUUUUCUAAGGACCAAAACAAAACAACAAAAAUACAAAAAAACAACAACAAAAACAAAAAAGCCACAAAAAAAUUUUAAAAAACUACAAAAAUUAAAAACUUUCAGAAGAUUACUAUUUACUUUAUUAACUUACGGAUUUAUUAUAUAAAUAUAUAUUCACCUAGCAACAUAUCUCUGCCGCCUCUUGCUCUCCUAAUGAAGACAUAGCUGAUGUACUGCCCGCCCGGCCCCUUCCUGUUGUCGUCCUCGUGUGUGUUGGGCAGGGUCUCGGGACCUCCUGAGGUGGGGGUGGGCUGCUGGCCUGGCUGCCUGGUAGUUGAUGGUUUUGCCUCCCCCUCCCCACUUCUGAGUUUAUUCUGAUUGAUUUUUUUUCUCGGUUUCUGGAUAAACCACCCUUCUGGGGACAGGAUAAUAAAACAUGUAAUAUUUUUAAGAAGGA